CCCAAGACAAGUCUAUAGAGCGUGGCCGAGCUUCCUACUGGCUAGACACAUGUAUUAUGGAGAUAUUGGGCUGCGAGAGUAACGCGUACAAUGGGAGUCAAGAGACGCAUCAGGGUGCAGAGCUCGAUCGACUGGUUGCCAAUUUUCUCGAUCGCCAGACUACCGCUGCAUCAGAGCGCUUGAGUGGCAUCAUAUUCAAAAAUCUGUCUGUCAUAGGCGCAGGAGUUGGGCGCCAACGGAUGUCCGAUGUUCCCGAAUCUCUACGACAUCUAAUAACGCUCGCCAACCCGGUAACCUGGUUUUCGCGGAAGAGAACCACAUCUCGACCAAUUCUGCAGCGGCUGACUGGUUCAAUCCGUGAAGGGGAAAUGCUGAUGAUCGUGGGACGCCCGGGCAGUGGGUGCACCACCGUUCUGAAAGCCUUGUCGAAUAUGAGGGAUGAGUAUCUGGGAUUGGAGGGUGACGUCUGGUAUGGCUCGAUGGACGCCCCGACAGCCAGGCGACUUAGGCCCAACCAGGUGGCCUUCGUUGGGGAAGAUGACAUCCACUUUCCGACUUUAUCUGUCAGCAACACGCUAAGAUUUGCCCUCAAUGCCCGGCAUCCUAACUCUGAUCCGAACCGAGCCUCCAGCAUUGAAGAAGAUCUUCAAACUCUACUGCAGCUGAUGGGCCUUGCUCAUGCAGCUCAUGUCCGAAUUGGAAAUGACCAUCUUCGUGGAGUCAGCGGCGGCCAGCGUCGUCGUGUCUCCCUCGCUGAGGCUCUCUGCACGCGUGCAAGCCUUUUUUGCUUUGAUAAUCCUACUCGGGGGUUGGAUUCGUCAACUGCCCUCCGCUUUCUCACUACCAUGCGCAAAUACACUACCCGCAGUCGAUGCAUGACCGCCAUGUCUUUGUAUCAAGCUAGUGAUGUUGCAGUUUCAAUGUUCGAUAAGAUCUUAGUUUUAAACGACGGUCACAUCGCCUACUAUGGCCCGGCGACAUCAGCCAAAGCCUACUUUGAGUCCCUUGGAUUCUACUGCUCUCCGAGGAUUUCGGUUUCCGACUUCCUGGCAUCUAUGUCAGGGGAUCCGACAGGUCGGAAACCGCGGGAUGACCUUCAGAGGCCGGUGCCCGUUCAGCCCGCUGAUUUUGAGGCCAGAUUCAGAGAAAGCAGCUUCUAUCAGCAGACGGUGAGCGAGGCCGCAAAGCCACCUCAAGGAGCAGCAAGUGGAGAUUCCAGAGCAUCAGCAUACGCUUUGCCCCUUUACCGUCAGGUAUAUGAGUGUACAGUUCGCCAUUAUCAGAUUUUUCUGACUGAUCGGGCUGCCUGGAUUGCCGAGGCGGGCGGCACAAUCGUCCAAGCUCUGCUUCUAGGCACUCUGUUCCGAAAUCAGAGAGCCGUAACGGAAGGGCUUUAUACACGCGCAUCGGCGCUUUUUUUCUGCGUUUUGAUUAUGGGUUUGCAGUCUUCUGCCGAAUUUGGGAAUACAUUUGUUCAACGCCCGAUCUUGCUUAAGCAGAAGGCGUUGCGAUUCUACCGACCCGCGGCCUACGCGCUUGGUCAGAUCCUCGCCGACGUACCUUGGAAGUUUAUCUUCAUCUUGUACUCGCUGCCCAUAUACUGGAUGAUUGGCUUCCAGCGUACAGCGGGGAGCUUUUUCACAUGGCUGGUGUGCCUCUACAUGGGCCUAAUGGCACUGAGUGUCAUGUUUCGAGCCAUAGCUGUCUUCACAAAUUCCAUCACUCGGGCCAUUCUUCCGGUUGGGCUCUUACUCAAUGUGCUAAUUAUCUACACAGGGUUUUAUAUCACACCUCCAGGAAUGAAGGUCUGGUUAUCUUGGAUCCGCUACCUUGAUCCCAUGUACUAUACUUUCGAGUCCAUCGCUCUCAACGAGAUUGGGAGCAGUUCAUAUGCAUGCAGCCUUCAUGACAUUGUUCCUCGGGGUGAGUUAUACAAUGAAACCAGCCUCCAGGCCUGUGCAGUGUCUGGCUCCGUAGCAGGUCAAUUGAACCUUUCUGGAAGACUCUAUUUGAUGGUCGAGUAUGGAUUUGAAGACUUCCAUUUAUGGCGAAAUGUUGCAAUCAAUGCGGCCUUUUUCGUCUUCUUUUCAACUGUGGUGACCAUUGGAAUGGAGCGAUUUCGCCAUGCAUCUGAGCAGAUGGCAACGAUCUUUUACCGCAAGCUGCCGUCGUGGGCGAACACUUCACCCACUCAUCCUGCGGAUACCGAAGAGCCACAGUAUGUCACUGACUCUAAAGAACUCAGACCCUCCUCCGACAGUGAGAUGGCCCCUAUCAGCUGUCUGAACAACACACAAAAUGUGUUUGCGUGGCAUGAACUGUCACUCGAACUUGAUGACGGAAGGCACCUACUUCACCAAGUUUCAGGAUGGCUUCAACCGGGAAAGAUGACUGCAUUGAUGGGGAUGUCGGGAGCCGGCAAGACUACACUUCUCGAUACCCUGGCUCAGCGUAUCCAGAUUGGCCGCAUAUCUGGAGGACUCUACCUGAAUGGGCAGACACUUCCAGCGUCGAUGGGCCGCCGUACAGGUUUCGUCCACCAGAAUGAUAUCCACCUGGCAUCGUCUACAGUGCGCGAAGCACUCCAGCUGAGCGCAUGCCUCCGCCGUUCGGAAGCGGUUCCCUGGGAAGAAAAGAUGCAUCACGUGGAGUUCCUCAUCCGGCUUUUGGAAAUAGAAGAUAUCGCCGAAGCAAUCAUCGGGGUACCAGGGGCGGGGUUGAACCUCGAGCAGCGCAAGCGGGUCAGCAUUGGGGUUGAGUUGGCUGCAAAGCCGGACAUUGUUCUUUUCCUUGACGAGCCCACAUCCGGGUUGGAUGGCAAUUCGGCACUUUCCAUCGUGCAACUGAUGCGCAGGCUAUCUGAUGCUGGGCAGACCAUUCUCUGCACAAUUCAUCAACCAUCUGCGCAGAUGAUCGAACAGUUUGAUAAUUUGCUUCUGCUGGUCCCAGGUGGUAAAAUGACGAUAAUUGAUUACUUCGCUCGGUAUACGCGAUGCUGCCGGGAAACAGAGAAUCCAGCAGACUACCUUCUGGAAGUCAGUGCGGAGCCCGACCUUGACUGGUUUCAGACUUGGCAGCAGUCGCCCGAGUAUGCCUCUACCCAAAAGCAGCUUCAGCACUUCUUCCAGUCACAGGAAGGAAAUGCUUUGUCGUCGUCAGGCUCUGAUCGAGCAUAUGCAGCUUCCUUUCUCGAGCAAAUUCGAGUGGUCACCCAACGGGCUUUCACGAACUACUGGCGCGACUCGGACUACGUGUUGGGAAAAAUCCAGCUCAAUGUCUGGAUGGGGCUGAUGAAUGGACUCACAUUUCUCCAGCUAUCCAACGAUCUCACUGACUCCCGCGGACGGAUGUUUUCUAUCUUCGUCGGAGUAAUCACCGGGCCCGUGCUCAGCCUCCAGAUCGAACCUCGCUUCAUCCUUUUGCGGGAUCAAUUCCUGGCACGGGAGAACGAGUCGCGUGUAUACCACUGGAGCGUCUUUACCGUCACUGCGCUGCUGGUGGAGAUCCCGUUCACACUCCUUGGCGGGCUGAUAUAUUGGGUUCUCUGGUACUACAUGGUAGGAUACUUCACCAUCUCAACGCGAGCCGGUUACGCAUUUCUCAUGUACGAGCUCUACUCGUUGUUUGUCGCAAGUAUCGCUCAAUUGACGGCCGCACUGUUUCCCACCGUCUUGGCCGCACAGGUGGCCACUGGAUUCGUCUGGCUGGUGAUAAACACCUUCAAUGGGCCCCUCUCACCCCCGCCUCUGACACCGCGCGGAUGGCGCUGGUUCUAUAACAUCUCGCCCUUGUUUUAUUUUAUCGAGGGGAUCGGUACCAAUGCCAUGCAUUCGCUUCAGAUUGCCUGCCGUGACUCUGAGCUGACCACGUUCCAUGUGCCCACCGGGGAGACAUGUGCCUCGUAUGCAGCUGAGUUCUUCGCUUCAGGGAGUUCCACGGGUUACCUAGCAAAUCCUGACGCGACUGAGGAAUGUCACUACUGUGCCUAUGCGGAUGGAGAUCAAUAUGUCAAGCAAUAUGCCAUGAGCUACUCACAACGUGGCAACAACGUCGGCAUCUUUAUUGGAUUCAUUCUGUUUAAUUACACUAUGGCGGUAUUGGCAACCUAUUUGAUCUUUGUAUUUAAAUGGCGGAAACAACGGAGGACUUGAUUGUUGGACAUUGUGCAACAUAUCCUUGGUCGCCAUGUUGAACAGUUUCUGGCGGCUUGGGGGAUGGUUUGAUAGAUAGAAG
Molecule: messenger RNA, 4233 nt
Organism: Aspergillus welwitschiae
Lineage: Eukaryota; Fungi; Ascomycota; Eurotiomycetes; Eurotiales; Aspergillaceae
Product: ATP-binding cassette transporter
Exons: 11
Coding region: 57-4151 (1364 amino acids)
Biological process (GO): transmembrane transport
Cellular component (GO): membrane
Molecular function (GO): ATP binding; ATP hydrolysis activity; ABC-type transporter activity
Source: RefSeq, a predicted model, not a curated record